Molecule: messenger RNA, 2223 nt
Organism: Spathaspora passalidarum NRRL Y-27907
Lineage: Eukaryota; Fungi; Ascomycota; Pichiomycetes; Serinales; Debaryomycetaceae
Product: protein kinase
Exons: 1
Coding region: 1-2223 (740 amino acids)
Biological process (GO): protein phosphorylation
Molecular function (GO): ATP binding; protein kinase activity
Source: RefSeq, a predicted model, not a curated record
AUGUCUAUAAUACCAUACAAUUCAAAUCUGGACAUUUUAUUCCAUGAUCCGAACCAUGGAAUUCUAGUGGUGCAUGACAAUCAAGAAAACAGCAUCCUGUUGGUGUCAACACGUUCCUCGCGAGACAAAUCAAGAACCCGCCCCCCACAACCUUCUCUGACAUUCACAAACCAGCAAUAUGGUCAUUACUCCGGUGAGAAAUCAACCAAGUGUCCGAACUGUGGGUUCACUUGGUCAGAAUACCCUGAGGAUACACCCAGGAGAAAUUCACGAAGUUCCGUCACCCCCUUCAACUUUUCGCUCCCUGAUAUAAAUUUGCCAAGAGAUUUUGCCCAAGGGUUUGUUCGAAACGAUUAUUUCAAACUAUUGGGUCAAUUGCCCUAUGUAAGCAACAAUACCAACCACGAAAACACCAACAACCACGUUAAUAACCACGCAAGAAGCUCUCUUCCAGAAGGUAUAUUCAACCAGGGCUAUUUCAAGCGAUUUUUUAAACGGGUAGAACCUUUUGUUUUGGGAUCAGGUGCUCAUGCACAAGUGUAUAAAGUAGAUCAUGUUUUGAACGAUAUCAAAUUGGGGACAUAUGCCGUCAAGAGGAUUAGCAUAGGUGACAAGUUUGAACAUUUAGAACAAGUUUUGAAUGAAGUUUUGAUCUUGUAUGAGUUAUCAGUGAAAGGUGCAAAUGAGAAUAAUUUAAUUCGUUAUAAUCACGUUUGGUUGGAAUUGGGAGAUCUCGAAGAUCUGUCUUCUUAUUUCCUUCCACCUUCAGGCGUGGGAGAGAAAGUCAAGAAUCGAAUUCCCUAUGUUUUUAUAUUGCAACAGUAUUGCGACGGUGGACAUCUUGAGGAUUUGAUAUCUAAACACUUUAGAAGAGAAGAAAAUCUUACUUGGAAAGAAAAGAUUGAUUUGGAGAGAAUGAAGCGACGUUUAAGAAGAAGCAGCUCGGGAAAUAAACAGGAAGAAACUAAGAAGAAGAAAUGGUUAAGCAACUUCGAGAUUUGGAAGUUUUUCCACGAUGUUGCUAAAGGAGUUCAUUAUUUGCAUGUUCAUGGUAUUCUCCAUCGUGAUCUUAAACCUUCAAAUUGUCUUUUAGACGUGGAGUAUAUUGCAAGGGAAGAUUCCCCUGAAGAAAACCAGUUUCUUAAUUUGGAGGAAUUUGAAAAUGGAGUACUUGACCUACCUAGAGUGUUGGUAUCUGACUUUGGAGAAGGAAAGUUUAUAGACAAGAAACAUAAUGUUGUGAUAGAAGACCAGUUUAAUGAAAGACGUGGUAAUACUGGAACCCUUGAAUUCACUGCUCCAGAACUUUGGCUAUACUCCAAUGACCCCAUCUUGGGAGAAGAUAAUAAAACAUUUUUCAAUGAUUUCACCUAUGAAAGUGAUAUUUAUUCGUUAGGAUUGAUCUUGUUGUAUUUAUGUGUGGGUAAAUUGCCAUUUUCUGAUGUAAUUAAAGGUGAAACGGAUCCUCAAGAAAUCAGAAAUAAGAUCAUAAGUUGGUACGAUGAGUUAACAUAUGAAUUGUUUCAAGAGUGGUUUACCACGAAUGCUCUUGAAUUGAGGGAUAGUUUUGACGAUACUAUGUUGGAUUUCCAAAAGUUGGUGUACAUGAUGAUAAAAGGGGAAGGUUCUGGAAACCAAUCUACAUCCAGAGCUAUAUCCAAGGAGGUAUUGGAAUUCUUAGAAAACAUGAAGAGAGAAAGAUUUAUUAAACAUUAUGAGGAAGAAGAAGUUGUUGUUAGCGGUGAAGAGCUCAUGAAUAGGAAAAGUAGUGCAGCUGGUAGUUUAGUUCGUGUUCUGUCUGGUACUAUCAUGGAUGAACCAGUUCUUGAUGAGGAUGAAGAGGAAGAUGAAGCCUUUGAGGAGGAACAUAAAUCCGAACACCUAAACUUGCUUGAGGGAGUCCGAGAACUUGAUGAGUUUGAAGGCGUAAACCUAAAUAAAACAGAGCCGGAUGCACCUACUAGCAGUAGUUCUAUUCACAAUGUUUUGGCAGCCAUUGUACUAUACGGGUUUGAAUUGAUAGUCUUGGAAUAUAUUUCAUAUAAUUCAGCCAAGCUCGUUAAUUCUAUCCUUAAAGUUGUGGUUUUCUUUUUGGUUGCAAUUGAGUUAUACAUUGAAAACUACACCCUUUUAAAGACAGUGUUAUUUGUGAUAACCUCAAUAGCAGUUUCAAUUCUUCUUGCUUAUUAUCUCAAAUUUGAAAGCUCACGUGAUUAUUUUUAG